AGCUUGCGAUCGCAGUUGCACAUGUCGCCCGGUAAAGCUUGCAGACAUACACAGAGCGGAGUCUCGAAUUAAACACCAUAACAAACACGAGCAUAUAAUGGAAAUACAAAGCCAACCAGAGAAUCCUGGCUCGCUUACUGAAACAUGUGUUAUCACGGACAGUGUUAGAGUGUUGCUUGAUCUCAAGAAAUACUCUGUUACUGACACGCAGGAAACAGGUGAUCUCCAGAAACAAUCUACUGUUGACACGCAGGAAACAGGUGAUCUCCAGAAACAAUCUACUGUUGACACGCUGGAAACAGGUGAUCUCCAAAAACACACAUAUUCUGGGGGUCAAGCAAACCUGUCUCCUAUGUGUAGUGAGAGCGGGAAAACAUUUAAGAGAUCACGUGACAUUGUGACUUAUGAAUGUGUUAUAUGUGGGCAGACGUUCGCGAAAUCAGGUUCUAUAAGGUCACACAUGAAGAUUCACAUUGGAGUCAAGUCUUAUCAGUGCAUCGUGUGUGAGAAACUAUUCAAGUGUCCAAGUGCUCUGCAGAUACACAUGAGGAUUCACAGUGGAAUCAAGCCUUAUCAGUGUGUUGAAUGUGGGAAAACAUUUUCAACCUCAAGUAGCCUGAAAACACACAUGAGGAUUCACAGUGGAAUAAAGCCUUAUCAUUGUGUUGAAUGUGGGAAAACAUUUAGACAAUUAUCUAAUCUGCAGGCACACAUGAAGAUUCACAGUGGAAUCAGGCCUUAUCAGUGCAGCGUGUGUGAGAAAACAUUUAAACAUUCAUAUACUCUGCAGACACACUCUUGGAUUCACAGUGAAACCAAACCCUAUCAUUGUGAUGAAUGUGGGAAAACAUAUGUACUAGCAAGAAGUCUGCGGACACACAAGAUGAUUCACAGUGGAAUCAUGCCUUAUCAGUGCAGUGAAUGUGGGAAAGGAUUCAGAGAGUCAUGUAACCUGAAGAUACACAUGAGGAUUCACACUGGAAUCGAGCCAUAUCAGUGCAUCGUGUGUGAGAAAACAUUUAAACAUUCACAUAGUCUGCGGAACCACAUGAGAAUUCAUUGUGGAAUCAAACCUUAUAACUGCGUGGAAUGUGGGAAAACAUUUACAGAAUCAGGUACUCUACGGUCACACAUGAAGAUCCACAGUGAAAUCAAACCAUAUCAGUGUGUUGAAUGUGGAAAAGGAUUUAGACGGCCAAGUAGCCUUAAGAAACAUAUGAGGAUUCAUUGUGGAAUAAAACCUUAUCAGUGUGUUGAAUGUGGGGAAAAAUUAGGAGACUCGAGUAACCUGAAGAGACACAUGAAGACUCACAGUAGAAAGAAGGCUUAUCAGUGUGUUGAAUGUGGGAAAACAUUUACUGUAUCGAGGAAACUGAAUAUCCACAUGAGGAUUCACGGCGGAAACAAGCUUCAUCAGUGCAUUGUGUGCCAGAAAACAUUCACAAUAUCAGGUACUCUGAAGACACACAUGAGGAUUCACACUGGAAUAAAGCCUUAUCAAUGCGUUGAAUGUGGGAAAUCAUUUGCGCGAUCAGAUAGUCUUCUGACGCACAAACGGAUUCACAGUGGAGUCAAGCCUUAUCAGUGUGUUGAAUGUGGUAAAGCAUUCAGAGACUCUAGUUGCCUGCGGGCACAUAUGAGGAUUCACAGUGGAAUAAAGCCGUAUCAGUGUUCUGAAUGUGAAAAAACAUUUACUCAUUCAGGUAAUUUACAGCAACACAUGACGAUUCACAGUAGAGUCAAGCCUUAUCAGUGCAGUGAAUGUGGGAAAGGAUUUAGUUUGUCACGUUACCUGAAGUCACACAUGAGGAUCCACAGUGGAAUCAAGCCUUGUCAGUGAGUUGAAUGUCGGAAGCCAUUUGCAAACUCGUGUACUCUGAAGUCACACAUGAGGAUCCGCAGUGGAAUCAAGCCUUGUCAGUAAGUUGAAUGUCGGAAGCCAUUUGCAAACUCGUGUACUCUGCAGGCACACGUGAGGAUUCACCGUGGAAUCAAGCCUUGUCAGUAAGUUGAAUGUCGGAAGCCAUUUGCAAACUCGGGUACUCUGAAGUCACACAUGAGGAUCCACAUUGGAAUCAAGCCUUGUCAGUGAGUUGAAUGUUGGAAGCCAUUUGCACACUCGUGAUCUCUGCAGUCACACGUGAGGAUCCACAUUGGAAUCAAGCCUUGUCAGUGAGUUGAAUGUCGGAAGCCAUUUGCACACUCGUGUUCUCUGCAGUCACACAUGAGGAUCCACAGUGGAAUCAAGCCUUGUCAGUAAGUUGAAUGUCGGAAGCCAUUUGCACACUCGUGUACUCUGAAGUCACACAUGAGGAUUCACAGUGGAAUCAAGCCUUGUCAGUGAGUUGAAUGUCGGAAGCCAUUUGCACACUCGUGUACUCUGAAGUCACACAUGAGGAUUCACAUUGGAAUCAAGCCUUGUCAGCGAGUUGAAUGUCGGAAGCCAUUUGCACACUCGUGUACUCUGCAGGCACACAUGAGGAUCCACAGUGGAAUCAAGCCUUGUCAGUAAGUUGAAUGUCGGAAGCUAUUUGCACAUUCCUGUACUCUGAAGUCACACAUGAGGAUCCACAGUGGAAUCAAGCCUUGUCAGCGAGUUGAAUGUCGGAAGCCAUUUGCACACUCGUGUUCUCUGCAGUCACACAUGAGGAUUCACAGUGGAAUCAAGCCUUGUCAGCGAGUUGAAUGUCGGAAGCCAUUUGCACACUCGUGUUCUCUGUAGUCACACGUGAGGAUCCACAUUGGAAUCAGACUCCUGUGGAAACAGAUGAGGAGUAUCAGUGGAAUCAAGCCUUGUCAGUGAGUUGAAUGUCGGAAGCCACUUGCACACUCGUGUUCUCUGUAGUCACGUGAGAAUACACAGUGGAAUCAGACUCCUGUGGAAACAGAUGAGGAUUAUCAGUGGAAUCAAGCCUUGUCAGUGUGUUGAAUGUGGGUAAACAUUUUCAGAAUCACGUAAUCAGCAACUACACAUGAGGACUCACAGUUGAAUGAAAACGUAUCAGUGCAUUGUCUGUCAGAAAACAUUUAUGCUAUCAGAUAAUCUAAGGACACACAUAAUGAGUCAUAGUGGAAUCAAAAAAGUAUAUGUGUGUUGAAUGUGGGAAAGGAUUUACAUGGUCAUAUGCCCUGCAGAAACACAUGGCGAUUCACACUUGAUUGAAUCUUUACAUUGAAUGCUACACUGUAGCAAGUUGGCGUUCCCUGUUGCGUAUUUUGAUAAAUGUUAAAAAAACAAAAGUUGUACAUUA
This is a messenger RNA of Haliotis rufescens (red abalone), 3251 nucleotides long. Its product is annotated as gastrula zinc finger protein XlCGF57.1-like. The coding region runs from base 98 to 1840 and encodes 580 amino acids. Lineage: Eukaryota; Metazoa; Mollusca; Gastropoda; Lepetellida; Haliotidae. The transcript has 2 exons. The record is from RefSeq and is a predicted model, not a curated record.